UAACGUUGUAUUUUACCCUAAAAUUUAUACCUUUAUCGUGUUUUGGGUCUCUAUCUCACAAACAAUCCACUGACCUCGGUUUUGCCAAAGCAGAGAUUCUUGGGAUGUCACACGGUGCGAAGGCAAGCUGAAGUUGUGCAACUGCCACCCAUGAGAGUCACCCUAGCAGGGGGUGGUGCAUAUCUCCAGAGCUAUAAGUGAGGCCAAACAGGACGCUUCCACAUUAGACAAGCACCUGCAGCUGACUAAGAACUGUUGGAGUUGCUUUAGGUGAACAUCUGGACUUGUGUAUAUCAAGACUUAACUUCUGCACAAUGGAACCAAGAACUACACUGAUCUUCAUGUUUAUCUUGUGUACAACUCGGGAAGGUGGGGGGUUGCCUCUAGUUUCCCAGACUGACCCGGGCGACCCGCCGGCAACCCAUAGGGUCAGGACCAAACGCUGCUCCUGCAACAACCAGCUGGACUCAGAAUGCCAUUAUUUCUGCCAUCUGGAUAUUAUCUGGGUGAACACGCCAAGUAAGACUACAAUUUACGGAUUGGGAAGUCCACUGUCUCGCCGGCGAAGGUCCACUGGCCGCUGCUUCUGCGCCAACCCUGCAGAUCGGACCUGCAAUGCUUUCUGUCUCUACAGUUCUGAGAAUCCUGCCAUAAUGCUCGUGAAGCCAUCUGAACCCGUGCGUGAAAAAGAGGAUCGGCCCAAAAAUGACUCGAAGAAUUCCAGUCCAGGAGUUCUGGUUUUAGGGGAGUCUACCGCCCCUGGGGCUCGGUCAGACGUCAUGACUUUCCUCAGGAACCUGGUUCAGGCUAGAGUCAGGGCCAUGGAAAAGGCCACCGGCACUAGACAGUGGGCAUCCGGCGCUAGUAAACCUGGCUACAGAUGAAAUCCCGACCCCGAGGCAGGAGGGACGGGAGAGCGAGCGUUUGAACAAGAAAUGACCCUUGUGCAACAUGGGCUAGCAGAACAAAGGGAUGCUGCAAGCGGGAAGCAGCACAUCGCUAGUAACGGAAGCAGGGCGUUUUACUGGAGAGCCCAAGGAGGUUUUUCUGAGUCUGGGGCUAGUUGAACUGUUUCUGUUUGUUGGGACAGGUAGGGGAGGUAUGAGCAAAGAUGGUUAGUUGCUUGAGUGCUUGAGUUUGUUCAGAAACAAGUUGGUUUAAAGGACUCAGAUAUCCAAUGUCUGGCAACUAUUGGAGUUGCGUCACUAUUUUGGCAAACGUAGUCGGUAGAUUUGUUUAUUAUUUCCUUUCAAAAGGAAAACAGAAGAUAAUAGAAGUGAAUGUUUGGGACAGACCAAUUUAAAGGCCUGAAUUUUAGUUAAUUCAAUAUUUAUGUGUGCUAAUAUUAGGCAAAACAAUUUUUGCAUUUAGUGUCAAAACGAAAGGAAUCGAAUCUUUGGACUCUAUUUGGGCCUUUGAACCCUUUGAACAUUUUUACUGAACGUGGAUAUAAAUGAUGAAUCAUUUCCCAAAUCAUUUAGGAUGAUGUUCUUUAUUUCUUGAGCAAAAAUGACCAGCGUGAAUUUCUGCUGGUUUAGCAACCAAAGCAUAGCUAUGCAAAUCUAAGAUGAUGAAUCUGCUUUGACGCAUGGUCUUUCAGAUGAAUCUGGGUACGCUGGUUAAGAAGUCUUGUGGGUCACCAGCAUACUGGCAUCCGAUGCUCUGAACCAGUGCACACAGCACUAUUUGUGAUUCUAUCCAAGAUGCCAGUGUGAACACAAGGAUGGGCAUUUGGUUUGGAAUGGCCCAUAAAGAUAAUCCCUUUUGUUUACGUCCAUUAAAUAUCUAUCCUUUAACUGUUGUUAUAUAAAUCUAUAAAUGCUGUUUUGUUGUUGCAAUCUGUUGUUAUGGCCACAAGAUUUUUUUAAUGGUACUGAUCAUAAUCUUUUCUUUAUUGUAUCUAAAUGUCUUAAUAAUUACCAUCAAUUUGAUGUCUGUGGAAAAAGGCCAAAGGGAGUUACAUGAGAGAUCUGAAUGGUUAAGUUAUUAGUUUCUAUCUGUAGAGAUAAAUGAGAUGCUGUUUGUUUCUUUCAUGUUCUAGCAGCAUACUUUCAUCAA
This is a messenger RNA of Triplophysa dalaica, 2058 nucleotides long. Its product is annotated as endothelin-2. The record is from RefSeq and is a predicted model, not a curated record. The coding region runs from base 315 to 884 and encodes 189 amino acids. Gene Ontology annotation, cellular component: extracellular region. Gene Ontology annotation, molecular function: hormone activity; endothelin B receptor binding. Gene Ontology annotation, biological process: regulation of systemic arterial blood pressure by endothelin; regulation of vasoconstriction; intracellular calcium ion homeostasis. Lineage: Eukaryota; Metazoa; Chordata; Actinopteri; Cypriniformes; Nemacheilidae. The transcript is spliced from 5 exons.